AUGGAAAAAACAUUGAAACUGAAAAUAUCAAACAAGCAACAAAUUGACCGCCUUGUCGAUUUAGUCGAAAAACAUCCCGACAUUGGAAGAGGGAAAGGCCAAUACGGAUCUAGUCGGCAAGAAACAAAAGAUACUUGGGUGCAGUUUGCAGUCGAGCUGAAUAGCCUUGGACCGCCAUCAAGAACAGGGCCAGAAUGGCAACGGGUAUGGAUUCAUUAUAAAGCCAACCUGAAAGGAAAGUUGGCGAAAAAUAAAGAAAGCUUCCUGGCGACCGGCGGCGGCCCAUCCCAAGAAGUCAGUUUGACUGCUAGUGAAGAAAGGGUGUGUGAGCUCACUCAAGUUAACUUAUCAAUUAAUCCCCCUGGGAGCGCGUUCGGGUUAGCUGUUGAUUUGACCGCAGAAGAAAAUGUAACUCCUCCAGCUACUGAUUCGCCGGUAGUUAAUGAAAAUGCCGUGCCCACGAGACCCAAAGGACUGAAGGCAAGCGAAGCCAAAAUUCAAUUACUCGAAGGGCAGGCAGAAACACAAACUCAAAUUCUGCGAACCCUCAAAAAAAUAGAAAGCACGCAGCAUAAAGUGUACCAGCUAAAGAAAGAAGAAGUGAAUUUGUUGAAGGAACGUCAAAAAGAA
Messenger RNA from Rhagoletis zephyria (snowberry fruit fly), 630 nucleotides. RefSeq lists its product as uncharacterized. Gene Ontology annotation, cellular component: nucleus. NCBI's taxonomy places the organism in Eukaryota, Metazoa, Arthropoda, Insecta, Diptera, Tephritidae. The record is from RefSeq and is a predicted model, not a curated record.